Molecule: messenger RNA, 6276 nt
Organism: Aspergillus candidus
Lineage: Eukaryota; Fungi; Ascomycota; Eurotiomycetes; Eurotiales; Aspergillaceae
Product: RNA helicase SLH1
Exons: 1
Coding region: 54-6110 (2018 amino acids)
Molecular function (GO): ATP hydrolysis activity; ATP binding; nucleic acid binding
Source: RefSeq, a predicted model, not a curated record
GUUCGGUCCCCUCAUUCAGUCUUUUCAAUCGGGCACUCCUUCAUUCAGACAAUAUGAACGGCACCGAUACUGUCGAAUCGCAAUGGCUGGCCCAGCUAGAAGCCAUGCGUCAAGCCAUCGCAGACCUCAAACUCCCCAAAGACCCCGCAGCAGACCGCCAACUGGGUUACGGCAGCGACCUAGAGCUCGACCUCGACGAGGACUAUUCCUCCUCCGGCACAGUGGACGACAUCUGGGACAUCAUCAGCUCCGACGACGAGUCCAACGAGGACCUCCUAUCCGUCGAUGAUCUACCAUCCCCCCCGGCCGCGCAGUACGACCAGACUUGGCUGCUGCAGCGAUGCCAGACCCUCACGGCCCAGAAACCGGGCAUGGACACCGCGGAGCUCGCGCAGCAGAUCACGGCCACGCUGGCUACAGACAGCGGCGACGACGAGCUGCAGAUGUCACUGGCGGAAAUCGUCGGCUUCGACGAUCUUGACUUCGUCAUCGAGCUGAUCGCUCACCGCACGGAGAUUUUGGGGAGUCUGAGUGCCGGCGCGGGCGCGGGCCUGCAGGCCCAGACGGAUGGACUGGCUGCGGGGAGGCUGCAGACGAGGGCGGAGCGGGAGCACGCGCUGCGCCAGCAGGACUUCGAACACAAGAAUGCGGCCCUGAUGCCGGAGCAGGCGCGUCGCGAACCGCAGUACCCGCAUGUUUUCAAAUCGCAUGAUUCGAGGAAUAUGCUGGCGCUUGGUGGGAAGAAAUAUGGGCUCCCGCUGGGUAGUAGGCAGAUUGAUGAGCAGAGGUAUACGGAGUUUGAGAUCCCGGCGGCGAAGGUCGGCACGCUAGCGGCACAUCAGAAAUUGGUGGAUAUCGCGUCUCUGGAUGGUUUGUGCCAGGGGACCUUCAAGGGCUACAAGUCUCUCAACCGGAUGCAGAGUCUUUUGUAUGAUGUGGCGUACAGGACGAGCGAAAACAUGCUGAUCUGUGCCCCUACGGGUGCCGGUAAGACGGACGCUGCGAUGCUGACUAUCUUGAACGCCAUUGGCAAGAACACCGUUCCUAAUCCUGUGGAGCAGCCGGAGGCGACGGAGUUUGCCGUCCAGGUCGACGACUUCAAAAUCGUCUAUGUCGCGCCGAUGAAGGCCCUGGCUGCCGAAGUUACGGAGAAGCUUGGCAAACGUCUUGCGUGGCUUGGAAUCCAAGUCCGUGAGCUGACGGGUGAUAUGCAGCUCACCAAGCGAGAGAUCGUCGAAACGCAGAUCAUCGUGACGACCCCUGAGAAAUGGGAUGUCGUGACCCGCAAAAGUACCGGGGACACCGAACUCGUGCAGAAGGUGCGCUUGUUGAUUAUCGAUGAGGUGCACAUGCUCCACGAUGAGCGUGGUGCGGUUAUCGAGUCGCUGGUGGCCCGCACUCAGCGCCAGGUUGAAAGUUCCCAGUCGCUUAUCCGGAUCGUCGGUCUGUCUGCCACUCUGCCGAAUUAUGUCGAUGUUGCCGAUUUCCUCAAGGUGAAUAGGAUGGCUGGGCUGUUCUAUUUCGAUGGGUCGUUCCGUCCCGUACCUCUGGAGCAGCACUUUAUCGGCGUCAAAGGAAAGCCUGGUUCUAAGACAUCUCGCGAUAACCUUGAUCUGACGACGUUUGAGAAGGCUCGGGCUAUGCUUGAGGAAGGGCAUCAGAUCAUGGUAUUCGUACACUCUCGGAAGGAUACUAUGAACACUGCCCGGAUGCUGCGCGAAAUGGCCGUUGAGGAUGGCUGUGAGAGCCUGUUCAGCUGCGUGGAUCAUGAAGACUACUCUUCCGCUCUUAAGGAUAUGAAGCAUGCGCGUGCCCGAGAGUUGCGUGAACUAUUCGCGAGCGGUUUCGGCACGCAUCAUGCCGGCAUGAGUCGAAGCGAUCGCAACUUGAUGGAGCGCUUGUUCUCCCAGGGCUUGAUCAAAGUGCUGUGCUGUACGGCCACUCUUGCAUGGGGUGUCAACCUUCCUGCCGCUGCAGUCAUCAUCAAAGGAACUCAACUAUACAACCCUCAGGAGGGUAAAUUCGUCGACCUCGGCAUUCUCGACGUCUUGCAGAUCUUCGGUCGUGCCGGUCGUCCUCAGUUCCAAGAUACGGGCAUUGGAUUUAUUUGCACCACGCACGACAAACUGCAGCAUUAUCUUUCUGCAGUGACCUCUCAGCAACCGAUCGAAUCUCGUUUCUCCAGUCGUCUUGUGGAUAAUCUGAACGCUGAGAUCUCCCUUGGCACUGUCACCUCUGUUCCGGAAGCGGUGCAGUGGCUGGGAUAUUCGUAUCUCUUCGUGCGCAUGUUGCGUGAGCCUCGCAAUUACGGCAUCGACUAUGCGGAGAUUCGUGAUGACCCUAUGCUGGUGCAAAGGCGUCGCCAGUUGAUCAUUCAGGCUGCGUUGGUGUUGCAGAAGAGCCAGAUGAUCAUCUUCAACGACAAGACCGAGGAACUUCGCGCGAAAGACGUAGGCCGGAUAGCGAGCCAGUUCUACGUCCUUCAGACCAGCGUUGAGAUCUUCAACACGAUGAUGCGUCCUCGCGCGGGCGAGGCAGACGUCCUCAGGAUGAUCAGUAUGAGUGGUGAAUUCGACAACAUCCAAGCCCGGGAAAGUGAAUCCAAGGAACUGAACAGACUGCGAGACGAGGCGAUCCAGACGGAAGUGGAGGGAGGGAACGAUUCGCCCCACGCGAAGACCAACAUUCUCCUUCAAUCUUACAUCUCGCGAGCCAGGAUCGAGGAUUUCGCGUUGAUGUCUGACUCGGGUUACGUCGCUCAGAAUGCUGCCCGUAUAUGCCGCUCUCUGUUCAUGAUCGCUUUGAACCGCCGAUGGGGCUAUCAGUGCCAAGUGCUCUUGUCGCUUUGCAAAUCCAUCGAGAAGCAGAUCUGGCCUUUCGACCACCCGUUCCAUCAGUUUGACCUUCCCCAGCCGAUUCUUCGUAAUUUGGACGAAAGACUCCCGUCGUCAUCCCUGGAGUCGAUGAGGGACAUGGAACCUGCGGAACUUGGACAGCUCGUUCACAAUCAGAAGAUGGGGAGGACGUUGUCUAAACUACUGGACAAUUUCCCUACACUUAGCAUUGAGGCAGAAAUCGCUCCUUUGAACCGCGAUGUUCUCCGUAUCCGCCUGUGUCUCUACCCCGAAUUUAUUUGGAAUGAUAGGCACCACGGCGCCUCGGAAUCUUACUGGAUCUGGGUGGAAAACUCCGAGACGUCGGAGAUCUACCACCACGAGUAUUUCAUCUUGAGCCGGAAGAAGCUCCAUGACGACCACGAGCUGAACUUUACAAUUCCCCUAUCGGAUCCCCUGCCCAGUCAGAUCUACGUGCGUGCGAUUUCUGACCGAUGGCUCGGUGCGGAAACGGUGACCCCCGUGUCGUUCCAGCAUCUCAUCCGCCCGGACACGGAAAGCGUCUACACGGACCUCCUCAAUCUGCAGCCCCUUCCUGUGUCCGCUCUGAAGAACCCCAUUCUUGAAGAGCUCUACAGCCAGCGCUUCCAGUUCUUCAACCCGAUGCAGUCGCAGAUCUUCCAUCUGCUGUACCACACCCCAGCCAACGUCCUGCUUGGUUCUCCCACAGGAAGUGGAAAGACUGUGGCCGCCGAGUUAGCAAUGUGGUGGGCUUUCCGCGAGAACCCAGGAUCGAAGGUGGUUUACAUUGCGCCGAUGAAGGCGCUCGUGCGCGAGCGAGUGCAAGACUGGAAGAAGCGACUUACAAUCCCCAUGGGUCUGAAGCUGGUCGAGUUGACAGGUGACAACACGCCCGACACCCGUACCAUCCGCGACGCGGACAUCAUCAUCACGACUCCUGAAAAGUGGGACGGUAUCUCGCGUAGCUGGCAGACCAGAGACUACGUCCGCAAGGUCAGCCUAGUGAUCAUUGAUGAGAUCCACCUGCUGGGUGGUGAUCGAGGGCCUAUCCUGGAGAUCAUCGUGUCUCGUAUGAACUACAUCGCUUCGCAGUCCAAGGGGUCGGUGCGGCUGAUGGGCAUGUCCACUGCGUGUGCGAAUGCGUCGGAUCUGGCAAAUUGGCUGGGCGUGAAGGAGGGGCUGUUCAACUUCCGCCAUUCUGUGCGUCCUGUGCCGCUGGAGAUCUUCAUUGAUGGGUUCCCUGAGCAGCGUGGCUUCUGCCCUCUCAUGCAGUCUAUGAACAGGCCCACUUUCCUCGCCAUCAAGAGCCACUCUCCUGAGAAGCCUGUGAUUGUUUUCGUCGCCUCGCGUAGGCAGACCCGGCUGACUGCCAAGGACCUGAUCAAUUACUGCGGCAUGGAAGAUAACCCCCGUCGGUUUGUCCGCAUGUCAGAAGAGGACCUCGAGCUUAACCUUGCGCGGGUCAAGGACGAGGCGCUACGGGAAGCGCUGAGCUUCGGGAUUGGACUGCACCAUGCUGGUCUGGUGGAAUCCGACAGGCAGCUGGCGGAGGAGCUCUUCGCAAACAACAAGAUCCAGAUCCUUGUGGCCACUAGUACUCUGGCGUGGGGAGUCAAUCUUCCGGCGCACCUUGUCGUGGUCAAGGGAACGCAGUUCUUCGACGCGAAGAUUGAAGGCUAUCGAGACAUGGACUUGACCGAUGUGCUGCAGAUGCUGGGUCGUGCGGGACGUCCUCAGUUCGACACGUCUGGUAUUGCGCGCAUUUUCACGCAGGAUUCCAAGAAGGCGUUCUACAAGCAUUUCUUGCAUACCGGGUUCCCGGUCGAGUCGACGCUCCACAAAGUCCUCGACAACCAUUUGGGUGCCGAAGUCUCCGCAGGAACGAUCGCAACCAAACAGGACGCCCUCGAUUAUCUCACAUGGACGUUCUUCUUCCGCCGGCUGCACAAGAACCCCUCGUACUACGGCCUGGAGAUCUCCGCCGAAGAGCACAACACCAUCGCCGCGCAGUCAAUCGCCCAGGACUUCAUGAUCGACCUAGUCGACAAGUCCCUCGGCGAACUGGCCGAAUCAUCCUGCGUCAGCUUCGACUCCGCCACCGGCGAAGUGGACUCCACCCCCGUCGGCAAAAUCAUGAGCUACUACUACCUGUCCCACAAGACAAUCCGGUACCUAAUGGCGCACGCCAAACCAGACCCGACCUUCCACGAAGUGCUCAGCUGGAUGUGCUCCGCCACCGAGUUCGACGAGCUCCCCGUCCGCCACAACGAGGACCUCAUCAACGCCGAACUAGCCCAGAACCUGCCCCUCUCCGUGGAACCCAUGGGCGACCUCCCCAUGUGGGAUCCCCACGUCAAAGCCUUCCUCCUCCUCCAGGCAUACAUGUCGCGCAUCGACCUCCCCAUCUCCGACUACGUCGGCGACCAGACCUCCGUCCUCGACCAGGGCAUCCGCAUCCUGCAAGCCUCCAUCGACGUCAUGGCCGAACUGGGCUACCACCAAGCCUGCCACAAGCUCAUCACCCUCCUGCAGUGCAUCAAAUCCGCCCGCUGGCCCGACGACAACCCCCUCUCCAUCCUCCCCGGCAUCCCCCCCACCCUCAACACCUCAUCCCCUCCUACCCAGAAAUCCAAAUCUCCCCUCCCAACAACCCUCCUCGCCCUCACCACCCUUCCCCAACCCACCCUCUCCUCCCUCAUCCAAAACACACUCCACCUCCCACCCCAAACAACAACCCAGUUCCAAAAAGCAACAUCCCACCUCCCCCGCCUCACCCUCUCCAUCCCAACCACCACGCCCAAAGGCCUCACAGUCUCCCUCACCCGCCACAACGCCCCCCUCAACCCGGACAACCGCAUCUACGCGCCCCGCUUCCCAAAACCGCAAACAGAAGGCUUCUUCCUCCUCGUCUGUAUCGCCAACGCCGACGCCUCAGACGGAGACCUCCUCGCUCUCAAGCGCGUCUCGUGGCCUUCUUCUAGGCGUAAUAACAACAAUCGCGCUGCUAUUACCGCGGGGCCUGGCCCCAGUCGGAGAAAUAACAAGACUGCUGGUGCAGGUCUAACAGUCCGCUCGACUGUCAAAUUCCCCGAGGCUGUUGUUGCGGCGUGUGGGUCUGGUCGGCUGGGCGUGAAUGUUAGGGUCUUGAGUGAUUCCUACCCCGGGAUGGAGUGGAGUAUGGAAAAUGUUGGUGUGGAGGUGGGUGGUGCUAAGCAGAUGGUUGUUGAUGAGGAGGGGUUUCCUGAGAAGAAGUGAUUAUUAUUAGGGUAGAGGUAGAGGGUGGGAGUUGUUUACAGGUAUUUGAGUCGAUGGUGUGUGGUUUGUGUUGUUAUUGCUUGGAUGGAUUCAGGACUGGUAGAUAGAUUGAUUGGGUGUGUUAGGAAUGGUGUUUAUGAGUUGGAUAGUCUGCUUUUGGUUUUUU